GCUGUGAGGUAAACAAACGACGCUGCAUCCCUUGAUGUGUUCACAUAAAUGUUACUCGUGUUCAAGCAUUUUUGUUUGGACAAAUCAUGUAUUUUUAUGUAGAUACAUUUUUUUAGCGUCUUCAUUUUGCUGUUGUCAGUUCUACGAGUAAUUCCGGAAUUUCUCAGCUAAUCCUGCUAACAACAGUUUAGCUUACUGCUAGCUAAUCAACGCAGUUAGCUCGUUCUCUUCAUACAUCCACGAGUUAGCUCAAGACUUAAAGAAAGUGUACACCACACGGCUGAGAUACAUUUGGUCGACGUGCACAUGACUACAACGAUUUAGUUAUAGCUGGCCGUCCCCUGCUGCCCUGUCUCCAAGGAAAUAAAAGACUCCAAACGACAAACUCUGAUGGUGUUGGAGGAUGAUGGAUAACCACAAGAGCCACUUACCCUGUCAGUCGUGGGCGAGCCAGAAUGGCUGGUCUACUACUUCAACUCAAGGACCCCACGUCAACCCUCUCCCCAGCUCUCAGCAUCUCAGCCUGGGCUCGUCUUCUGACCAGAGACCCUCCUACGAACACCUGCAGGAGUCCAAUCAGAGCUGUAUGAGCGACCUCGGCACCUUAUCCUCAAGAAAUACCCCUCAUCACUCUGAUCUGUACAAAGCCUCGCACAUCAGCAUCAAUCCGUCAUCAAAUACGCUGUUUGCCAACGCUGCCAUCCCGGGUUCCUCUCACAUCAUUUCCUUUUCCCAGCAAAGCCCUCACACUUCAUCGUUGCUACUAACUGCAAACCAAGGAAAAAACAUUCCCCCACUAUCUCUUCCCCAAAUAAACCAAUCUCCACAGCCUUGUAGGCCCCAACAUCCACCACUUCUCUCACCGCACAACCUUUACAAAGCCCCAUUUCAACCUCCAUUAACCAAUCAGGGUUUACCAAAUGGACUUCUGCCCAUUAGUACAUCUCAAUCUACUUUUGAAGGAGUGAAUGUGGAGUUUGUUGGUGUCGCUGGAUACACUCACAGCCAUGCCUCAUCCAUGUCUCAGGAGCAGUGGAUACCUUCACCAAACUGCAUGGUCGCCGUAAACGAGUCUGUCCCUGAUGCAGCUGCUCAUCCUAAAAACGCACCAUCGCAAGAGGGGAGCAUUAGUUCACCGGCCAGCAAUGAGAGACAACGUUUGGUGCUUUUACAUCAGCGCGCACAACUACUUCAACAAGUGGCAGAGUUGGAUAAACUUCUGGAAUCCAUACAGCCAGAGGACAGCAGCGGUGGGCCGUCUCCACACACAGCUAUGCAGUCUCCCCCAUCAAUGGAUGAUUCAUCUCAAGGUGAACAAACUGAGACUGCACAGCAGGUUCAGCUGCCUGCAGGAACGUCUAAGUCACAUCUGUCAUCGGAGUGUUCGUCACCUGCAUCCUAUGAUGAACACAGCGAGGCCUGUGAUACACCAGAGGGUCCAAUGUCACCAAAUGUCAAAUUAGAGAAAAUAGAAAAUGCCUCAGCGGAGUCGGAGGAUGAAAGUGACCCUGAUUACUCGCCCAACAGUGAUGGGGACUUCUCUGACUGCCUCUCUCACCCUGACGUGGGCUCUUCAGAUGAAUCCAGUCACAGCAGACCCUCAACCCCCACAAACGAAAAACCUUCUCUGCCAGAAAGAAAAGAAGCUAGAUCAGGAAGUUCUAUGUUCAAGGACAAAACUGUCCCUCCUCCAAAACAGAUUCAUGCAGCUAAUCUGAAAAUUAAUACGGUAGUGUUGCCAUGUUCAAAUUCUAAAGCACGCCGCGUUUAUGACCGGAGGAAUUAUUGUUUAUUUUGCUCUAAGCCAGUAUCCAAAAUGUCACGACACCUUGAGAGGAUCCACAGUGACAAAACAGAAGUGGCAGCUGUAUUCCAGUAUCCCAUCAAAUCCAAAGAAAGAAUGAAAUUAUGGAACAGACUCAUAAAUCAAGGAAACUUUGCUCAUAAUAAAGAUGUCUUGAAAACAGGAAAGGGCCAACUUGCUGUCCGCAAAAGGCCGAGCAAAACUCGUAAAGCCCAAGACUUUCUUCAUUGUCUUCACUGUCGAGGUCUUUUUAUGAAGAAGGCUUUGCACAGACACAUGAAGUUUUGCCCGGAGAAAGUGAAGAAUGAGGACGAGUUCGGAAGAAAGAAUAUCGCAUCUCGGUGUGUCCUUGAAACUUUAGGAGACCUUGGCAUUAGUGACGGUUUCAAGAGCAUUCUGUCCGAGAUGAUAUACGACGAUGUGACGCAAGCCGUCAUGGAAGACGACGUCAUCUUGCAGUUUGGCGAGCUCCUGUUAAGUCAGAACGGAUCUGAUCCGAAGAAGCAUGACUAUAUAAGACAAAACCUCCGUCAGAUAGCAAGACUUGUACUCGAAGCGAAAAAAAUAACCCCUCUGGAGAAACUGGAGGACUUCUUUCUCCCUUCGAGCUUCCCACAUGUGGUGUCUGCAGUGAACGUGCUGGCAGGCUACAAUGCAGAAAACCAAAUGUACAGCAUUCCUUCACUUGCCAUCAAGCUUGGCUACCACCUACAGAAGACCUGUGGUAUCGUCGAGGGCAACGCAGUGAAGUGUGGGGACGCAAGUUUGGCAGAGUCGGCGCGAAACUUCCUCUCUGUGUACCAGAAAAAGUGGAACAAGCUCAUUUCUGCGGGUGCAUUAACAACACUCAGGAAAACAAAACUGAAAACAGCGAAGAAGGUGCCGUUUGCUCAAGAUGUGAAGCGCCUGAAUUUCCACAUGGAGAACGUUCAUCUUCUUACUGAAAAAACCCUCCGAGACAGCCCUUCUCCAGAGAACUAUGCCGCUCUGGCCAAGGUGAUACUCUCUCGGACAAUAUUUUUCAACAGGAGAAAUGUGCGAGAGGUAUCGUCGGUGGAAAUAAGCGAUUUCAUGUCCCGGAAAAAGUCAAAGCUGCAUGAUGGCAUGGACAUAUCCGUCUCAGAUUUUGAAAAGAAAAUGUGCGGGUCCUUCGCUAGAGUUGACAUACGAGGGAAGUGUGGGAGAACGGUCCCCGUUUUACUGAAACCGUCAUUCGAGACGGCUAUGGAGCUUCUCAUAAAGGUGCGCGAGACAUGUGGCGUGCCCAGUAAGAAUCCCUACCUGUUUGGCCGACCACAUGCACUGUCGGCCUACGCUGGGGCAGAGUGCAUCCAGAAAUAUGUCAAAGAGUGUGGCGCUGCAGACCCUGAAACGCUGACAUCCUCAAAAAUCCGGAAGCAUUACGGAACAAUGCUACAGCUGAUCAACCUGGAUGAAAAUGAGGCCGACCAAAUUUUAGGCCCUAAUAAUGAAGUCCGAAGCCUGCGACAGGACAGCAGCAUGCAGCUGGAUGAUGUUGAAAUGGACUCUGGUGAGAGAGGACCACAAGCUGCGUCAUGGGAUCAAAAAGAGUUUUCCGGUGCACGCCAUGGACAAUCGCAUGGAGCACCAACGAGCGCCAACAUGACUGUAACUCCAAAUCCGAUCAAACCGGGCAAAAAAGGCUCAAAUCAGGGCAAACAUAAAUGGGAGGAAGCAGAGGUUCUUGCUGUUGAAAGACACAUGAUGUGUUUAAUUCAAGGACACAAGGUGCCUCAGAAAAACGACUGCAUUCAGUGUCUUGAGGCUGAGCCAGAAGCUCUGAGGACCCGUUCAUGGAAAGGUGUGAAGGACUACGUCAGAAACAGGAUUACUGCCCUAAAAAGGCAAAGUGGAACUUCUGCAUCCACAAACAGUAACAUGUCUGGGCAAAUAGAACCACAGCAGAGUAACGGACAUUUUCAUCAGUUAUAGGAGGGAUAUUUUGUCAAUUGCAAAUCUUCCAUUUGUUCGUCCUUCAGCACCCUCUGUUCCUCUUGUUUAAUUUGUUCAGUCUCCAUAUGCGUGUUAUGUGACAUUGUGAGCGUUUACAUCCAUUAGGAUGGCCAAGAAUACAUUUUAUAUUUCAACAUUUUUAUUUUUUGUGGAUUAUGAUUCUCUUACUUUAUAUGACUACAGAAUGUCACUGUGGUUUUGUUUCAUUUUAUAAAGUUUAUUUGUACAGACGGCUCAUGCGCACUGACGAAAAAUGUGUGUAAUUGGCUAGUUACUAAGCUAACUUUGGUGAGCAAGUUAUCUGGUAUAGUGUAUUUAGUUCUUCUCUUUGGUAUACUAUAUUUUGUUCGACUUUGUAUAACAACUUGCGACCAAUAAACUACAGUGUGAACAAAAA
Messenger RNA from Cottoperca gobio, 4175 nucleotides. RefSeq lists its product as uncharacterized. Lineage: Eukaryota; Metazoa; Chordata; Actinopteri; Perciformes; Bovichtidae. The record is from RefSeq and is a predicted model, not a curated record. The coding region runs from base 404 to 3757 and encodes 1117 amino acids. The transcript is spliced from 10 exons.